Molecule: messenger RNA, 1311 nt
Organism: Zootoca vivipara (common lizard)
Lineage: Eukaryota; Metazoa; Chordata; Lepidosauria; Squamata; Lacertidae
Gene: SLC10A2
Product: solute carrier family 10 member 2
Biological process (GO): bile acid and bile salt transport
Cellular component (GO): apical plasma membrane
Molecular function (GO): bile acid:sodium symporter activity
Source: RefSeq, a predicted model, not a curated record
AUGCAGGACCACCUUUCAAGCACAGCGGGCAUCUUGACCUCUCACUUUUUGACAACUCAACCAACUCCGAAUUUUUCAUAUUGCUCUCCCAAUGCCACGAUUUGCAAUGGCACAUCCUGUGCGCUGCCCACUGACGAUUACAACAGAGUUUUGAGCACCAUUUUAAGCACCGUCCUAACAAUCUUGUUGGCAAUGGUGAUGUUCUCCAUGGGCUGCAACGUGGAGCUGAAGAAAUUUCUAGGACACCUUAGAAGGCCAUGGGGCAUAGCCAUAGGCUUCCUCUGCCAGUUUGGAAUUAUGCCUCUGACUGGUUUUGUGCUGUCGUAUGCCUUCAAUAUACUUCCUAUACAAGCUGUUGUGGUGAUCAUCAUGGGGUGCUGUCCUGGUGGAACAUCUUCCAAUAUUUUAGCCUACUGGGUAGAAGGUGACAUGGACCUAAGCAUCAGCAUGACAACGUGUUCGACUUUGCUGGCCAUGGGAAUGAUGCCACUUUGCCUCUUCCUUUAUACCAAAAUUUGGACAGACUACAGCUCCCUUUUAAUCCCCUACGACAGUAUCGGCAUUUCACUGGUAGCACUUGUCAUUCCCGCUUCGCUCGGAAUAUUUUUUAAGCAUCGAUGGCCCGCAAAAGCUAAAAUCGUACUCAAGAUUGGUUCCAUUGGUGGUGCAGUUCUCAUAGUGCUCAUAGCUGUGGUUGGAGGGAUAUUGUACCAGGGCUCCUGGACCAUCACUCCUGCACUCUGGAUUAUUGGAGCCAUCUUCCCAUUCGCUGGCUAUUCAGUGGGGUUUUUUCUGGCUCGCAUAGCUGGCCAGUCCUGGCACAGGUGUCGUACUGUAGCUCUGGAAACGGGGAUGCAGAAUACUCAGCUCGCUUCAACCAUAGUACAGCUCUCAUUCAGCCCAGAACAAUUGGAGCUGAUGUUUACUUUCCCACUCAUCUACAGUAUUUUCCAGCUAAUACUUGCAGGGAUGUUUUUGGGAGUCUACCAGGUGCACAAAAGGUAUUUUGCUGAUCGAGACUCGACCGACGAGAAUGGACCUGAAUCAACGCAGGAGCCAACACACAAUAUGAUGAAUGGAGGAUUUACUCUGGAGGAGGGAGGAGGAGGAGAGAACCACGUGUCAGUGACUCCCAAUGGAAGAGUAUAGCCUUGAGCAGGCUGGCUGAAGGCAGGUUGGGAGAGAUGCAUUGGACUGUGGGGAACAAGUCCCUCUUGAGACAGCCAUGGUGUAAAUAUGUGAAUAGAUCAUGUUUCUUAAAGCUACAACAGUUCCACCCCAUCUUCACAGACCCUGGAUGGUGACCAAGAG